ACACAAUACAGACAGUAACAUACUCAGUAUUCCUUCUCAGUAGCCUCCAAUACCGCGAACGACCAUAUUCUACAAAAUCUGGAAACUUAUUAAGGAUCUAUUUAAUUUGAAAAAGCGGACCAAUGGCCAGUCAUCACAGUAGUGUUAUUGCUAGUAGCAGUAAGAAGAAAAAGAAGUCUGGCCGAGCAGCUGCUCGUAGGACAACUAACGUCUUCUCCAUGUUUGAAACAGCACAGAUCAAGGAAUUCAAAGAAGCCUUUAGUAUCAUCGAUCAGAAUAGAGAUGGAUUCAUUGAUCGUGAUGAUCUUCAUGAUAUGUUAGCAUCACUCGGCAAGGAACCGAAUGAGAAGCAGCUCGAUACGAUGAUCAGUGAGGCUCCUGGACCUAUCAACUUCACCAUGUUCUUAACACUCUUUGGUGAGAAGCUACAAGGUACAGACCCUGAGAAUGUUAUCCUUGAUGCUUUCGGCUACCUGGAUGGAGACGGAACUGGUAAGAUACCAGAGGAUGUAUUUCGUGAGAUGAUGAUGACAAUGGGGAGAAGGUUUAGUGAGGAAGAGAUGGAGGAGAUAACACGUGGUGCACCAAUCAAAAACGGUCUCCUAGACUACCGUGAGUUCACACGUACUCUCAAGCAUGGAUCAUCGCGAAAAGGGGACAGAGAGGGCGGCAAACACAAAACUUAAGUUCACGAUAAAUGACAUAACAGUGACACCGAUGAAAACGACUCCAAACCUACCAAUGGUAUCUCAUUAGUGAUAGAAAGCACAUAAUCUAAAGCAUUAUUACACACAAGUGGUACACUCAAGAUCGACUGUAAAUAGUGAACAGCCGAUACGGUCAGCCGAAUUUAAACCUUGUGAAUUUAAAUAAAGCUAAGAGAUUUGAAUUUAAAUCAUUUUAGAUUUAAAAGGUGAUUUUUCAGAU
Lytechinus pictus (painted urchin) is the source of this 927-nucleotide messenger RNA. RefSeq names its product myosin regulatory light chain sqh-like. Bases 123 to 686 code for a protein of 187 amino acids. Gene Ontology annotation, cellular component: cytoplasm; myosin II complex. The record is from RefSeq and is a predicted model, not a curated record. The transcript is spliced from 4 exons. Gene Ontology annotation, molecular function: myosin heavy chain binding; calcium ion binding. NCBI's taxonomy places the organism in Eukaryota, Metazoa, Echinodermata, Echinoidea, Temnopleuroida, Toxopneustidae.